AACGUCAGUCACUCUUCGGCGCUCGCGCGGAAGAGUCUGUACGCAUUUACGGACGGGGAUAUCGUUGCUCCCUGCGGUGUGUUUAAAUAUCUCGUAGGUGUUUCUUCGCCGUUCAACCUCAGCGACGACGUGUAUUCGGCUCCGAUCGUGGUGACCAGCACGAUUCACAGGGUGACGCGACACCGCUUAUGGAAGUGUCGCGGGAAAAAAGCCGGUUAGGUGAGGGUUGGAGCCGCGUGUGUUCUCGCCAGUGAAUGUACAUACACGAGUUAUCGUGAGCGAAACGGACGCGUGGGCGGAUUUGAGUAUUCGGCGGAUCGCUACACCAUCGAUACGAGAGUUUCUCCAGUAAACAAGUUAAAUCGGAGCAGCUCUGGUAGUUCGGCGAUUUAAAUCGGAGCAAGUGGAGUAGACGAGAGAAAGAGCGAGAUAGAGAGAGAGAGAGAGAGUGAGUUGGAAUGCGGUAAGCCGAAUGAAUCGAACAGAUAACGGGUCGCGACUCGUGCCGGCGUUUUGACGUUUCGUUGUUCCGGUGGGGUAUAUUACGAAGGAUUCCACGAUCGUUCCACGUAUGAUGGAUGCUGUCGCGCGUGUCUCGUGUACGCGACGCUAUCAAGAACAGACAGAGCGUCGUGCCGGGCAACUAACAACGGCGUUCCAGUGAGUUUUUUACCCUCCUUCUCUCUACGGUCGUGGCGUGUCUUUCGGUGCAGUGGCCGCGUGCUUUUUAUCCAACGAUUGUACUAGCGCCGGGGUGGCACCAGCAACAGUAUAAGCGCCGGUAGUCGGUGCUACGGAGCGGGAAAGAGAGAGAUAGUUCGAGAGAAAAAGAGAGAGAGAGAGAGAGAGAGAUUGCUCUCACGGUUUCGGAGCGAGUGCUUCGGUGGUGUUUGUGUGCGCGCGCGGGGAAAAAGGAAGCGGUUAGCCGUGGUGGUCCCUCUCUUGCGUUCACUUCGUACAGAGUUACCCGUGAGUAGUACCCUCUCGCUCGCGCUACCGGGUGACUCCGACUGGUCAUCCUGGCCCACGGUGACGUCGUGACCGUCGGUGCAUCUUCGAUGAUAAGCACGUGUGCGUGCCACUACCUGCUGCGUGUACGUGCGUGCGUUAGAGUCGCGAGCCGCGUAUCACCGUGCAGUUAGUGAACGCGUCUCUUGGCCGUUUUACCAUCUAAGUCUUUGAGUAUACGAGUACCAACCGCGGUACAGUUUUUAUUUGAGUUUGGGUUCGUUUGGUUCGACGUCGUUUACGUUUGUUUUUUUUUUUUCUGGCUUCUGUUUACUUGUGUCGAGUUCACUCAGUUACGAACGGAUCACCGCCGUAAACAUGGAUAUCCUGCCGAGUGGGAACAUAUUUAGGGAGUUGCAAGACAUACACGACACCGGAUACUUUUCGGCCCAGCCGUCGCUCGAGGAUCAUUGGCAACAGACAUGCUACGAGAUGGAGAGGUACCUGAAGGACGAGCCGAAGCUGCAGUCGUACAAAAAGUUGCCCACAGAGUUGGACACGGCCCCUUGGAACCUCUUCAGGGCGCCGCCAAUCUCGUGGACGGCCUCCACUGGCACCGCAAACGCACAAUUCGAGUCGCCCAUAAAAAUGGAGAUGACGACGCCGUCGGAAGACAGGGAAGCGCUCUGUAUCGACGACAUAAAAUUCAGUCCCAGCGAUCACAACCACAACGGCCGCGAUAGGGAUCUCCUGGACCGACACCUCGAUUCCUUGUCGAUGUCGUCGGCGAGUUCGGCGUGUUCUGCGUUGUCCUGGGACAGCUCGCCCUCCCUCUCGUGCACGGCACUCAUUCUCAAGAAAGAGCCCAGCGAGGAUCUCGAAGAGGAUGAGGAGCACGAGGAAAUCGAAGAGUACGAGGACAGCGGCUGCGAGAGCGAAUGUCAGAUCCUGACGCCACCGUCGAGCCCUGGCUCGGGUCAAAGUCAUUCCAACUCCAGUCACUCGUCGAGCGGGAGUUCGAUGCUCGACGUCCAAAACCUCAACCUUCACGGAACGGGUGGCAGGAGCGCCAUCGUCAGGGUUACCACCAGCAACGCGCAGGGUGUCGCAAGACUGAUCUCCGUCACAGCGAACGGCUACCCUGCGGUCGCAGGCACGCAACACGCACAUGCAGGGACCACUGCAGCUGCGAGCACCGUGGCCAACAGGCACCACGCGAGGAGCCACGAGCACAGUCCGCCUGACACGAAGCGCAGGAUACACAAAUGCCAAUUUCCGGGAUGCAAGAAGGUGUACACCAAGAGCUCGCAUCUGAAGGCCCAUCAGAGGACGCACACGGGAGAGAAGCCGUACAAGUGCAGCUGGGAGGGCUGCGAGUGGCGAUUCGCUCGCUCGGACGAGCUGACGCGCCACUAUCGCAAGCACACCGGCGCGAAACCGUUCAAGUGUCGGCAUUGCGACCGAUGCUUCUCCCGCAGCGAUCACCUAGCCCUCCACAUGAAGAGACACGUGUAAUCGAUCGUUCCCGCGAGCGGUCCUCCACGCGCGUAGCUGUCCAGGACCGACGCGCGAGGCUCCUUCCUACCCCAAAGGGUUCACGAGGACGAUCACCGAGCCUCGACUCCUCGUGACACCAUUUCUUCCACGGACAUACCCUCGACGAUUCAUCGAACCUCGACUCGACGUCCACUGGCACGCGAUCGUGCGGACUCGUCAUGGCGACGAUCGUCUCGACGUCCAACGUGGCGUCUCUAACGGGAAUCGAGGAUCAGGCCAACCGGAAAACGUCCACUUCCGGUGGCAGUCGCGUUCUCUCGAGUGAUAGGAACUGGUCGAAGAUCGAAUCCGUAGCUGCGUUGUUCGGGCCAGAGAUGGGCAGAACUCUUGUCUAGAUAAAAAUCAUGAAUAACGAAUAAAUAAAUUAACCCUUCGAUAAGACUGUGCGUGGAAGGCUCUUUCCCGCGUUGGAUAGGUACAAAUCACCCUGGUCGAUCGAGUACUUUCUGAGUGUACCAGUCAGAGGGUUGAAUCAAAAUUAGAAUUCGAAUUAUAGAGAUAUUAUAUUGCGCGGUGAGCAAACGAAAAUUUGAAAACGUCGCGAGUAAAUUGUUAUUUGUUUUAUUCGUUGUUUGUAAAGGGAAUUUUGCCCGUCUCUGAUCGAGAGUAUAUAUCGGUGGGAUGGGAAAUCGCGAUCGGUUAACGCGUGCUCUUCACCGUUCCCUUCGAGGCAGAUCUGGUCGCAACGGCGGAGAAGCUCCUACGACGAAGCUGGAAAAAUGCUCGAGGGUAUUCUCUGCGCGAUAAGAGAGCGAUCGAGACAGGACCGAGUCGACGACGAUCGCGCAGAGAUCGUAGCCGAUCAGUCGGGGCCUCCCGGGACGCGAGUAACUGGAAACCAGCGCGAGGAGUCUCGAUCGAGACCGAAAUCACUGCCAAUUCAUUAAAUUCUAAGAUCACAGCUACACCGUCGAGGAUUUUCAGAUAUCUCAGAUAACUGGUGUAGGAGAUGGGGAUGAGAGCAAGCUACUAACGAGAGAUGGGCAAAAUUCUUCUCCAGAUGAAUUUCGAAAUAAAAGAUAUUUAAUGGAUUAUUUGUCGAACAGAAAAUCCAAUUAAAAUUAUUGUCAUGAAUAGGAUCUUGUUUGAAUAAUUGUUCCAUCGAGUGGACCCUACGAAUAGGUCUCUGCACUGAGUGGUUAUUCAUCUCCUAUUAUUCAAAUAAAAUGUCGAGUAAUGCAUAAAAGAUGAACACCUUUUCAUUAUUCGUUCAAUGAAAACUUGUAUCAAAGUAUUCGUCAUGAACAAGUAGAAUCAUGCUCGAAUAAUUUUGAUAAAAUGAAUAAUUUCUUUACAAACCCAGUCCAAUGAAUAGACGCUUAUUCUAGCAAGUGCCAGUUUAAUUGAAUACAUCUUUUGAAUAAAUUGUUACACAGAGCUUUUAUUUGUCAUCUGAAUAAGAUUCUGUCCAUCUCUGUCUCAAAUAAAACUGAGUCGUUCCGCGACAACGGUGCCCGGGACUUGUAAGCCGUCUGCCUCCCGUAAAACGGUCGAAUUUUCGAAACUGAGCGCAGUGGCAUGUCGAAAACGUGGAUCGAAAACAUCGAAAGCGAUCUCUGACGCGACGUCGCGUCGAAGGCGUCGCGACGCGUUCGAACGAAAGUCGAGGAGUCCCGGUUCGCGAGGACAAUAAUGCUGUCUGUCGGUGCCAAACGUUAUAUUCCUCUGUCUCACUCACUUUUCUCUCAGACACAUUCACGCGCGUGUACACUAGGGAUGUUAUGUCAUGGCAUGCAUCGAUUUUUUAAAUCAAGAAUCAAUGCUCAGUUUUUCAACCUCCCUUCAUGCGCGGAAUUUCCUUUUCCUUUUCUUCGAGCUACGCGUGAAUUUCGUUCUUUCUUUUUGCGAUAAAAGAAAGCAUUUUUGUUGGAUUUAUUGAAUAUUGUUAAAUAAUUAUUGAAAGAUGAAAUGACAGAGAAUAUUUAUAUUCAAGAUUUAUAGAAUAAAAAAUGUUUCUUAUACAAUAUUUAUAGUUAAUAAUUUCUAAGGGUCGUGAUCCAGUAGUGGAAAACACUAGUCUACUGCACAGUGUCCUCAAAUUCCAUUCAAAGUAUGUAGAAAUACGUACAAAAGCAAUGACUUUUUUAUGAGAAUACUUAAUAUUUCUACAAGUUUAGAUGAAUGAUUUCCCUCUUGAAAGUUAAAAUAAAAUUCACGCAGUAAAUGAUUCAGCAUUCUCCUCAGACAGUACCUACCAAAUGAUUUACUAUUUUUUAAUUCACCCCUAUUGAACAAAUAGCUAUUAAACGACAGCUAAAUUGACACUUAAUUCCUGAUCAACUUUUGCAUAUAAUAUUUUCAAUGCAAAUAUACAAUUCCAAUAUUACAGUAUCCAACUAAUGGCUUUUAAAUCUGUUUCAAGAACAAAAUUAACUUUUUUUUUUAAUCAAACAUUCCUAUUGUACACAAUCUUUCCUCCACUCUAUCUCUGGCGAACAGAGGCUCGCAGGAAAGCUGUUCGCGGCUCGAAAACGUGCACGGCGCGUUCGAGCUUCGAUCUUUCGACAGAGGCUGCAAUAAUCGAAAUUGUGUUUCGUGGAGGCCUGAAACAACGGGACGGGGGUGCGAGAGGGUUACGAGGGGAGUGCAGAAGCGGGACGAGCCGUAAUUGAAUACGUGAUUUCGGCCAGUUUCGACGGAAGCAAAGUUUACCGUGUCGCGCGCUAAUCCCGAAUUUACAGUGCGAAUUACAUAGCGAGGCUCAGCUUCUCCCAAUCACCGCCCCCCCCCCCCCCCUCUUUCUAUUACGCCUAGUUUCCCAGCAGGUAGUUUUGAGAAAAAUUUCGUAGAUUCGACCGCUUUACCACAGAUACGUUCACGAGCGAUUCUCGAAAAAGAAAGAGCCACUUUUGGUCACAGUCUUGGACAAAAUUGUAUUCCACGAUUACAGUUACUCGGCAAUCUCGAUGAUAAUCACGUUUUAACGAAUAAUUGCUAAUCGUGAUCGAUAACGCACGACAACAAUCAGACACGAUUAGCUCUAAACAAUUACAAAUUAAUUAUUUAUGAUUGCAGGUUACAUGUGCAGUUUACGGUUACCGAUUAAUCCGAUUCCGAGAGAUUGUUAGGAGAGUAAUCAUUGUCCGACUGUGGCAAGUGGUGGCAAGACUUUCUCGCUCAGGAAAUCGACUGAUGAAACGGGGUUUCUUUCGCUAGUGGCGCGCGUGUCCAAUGGUUUUUAACAAACACACAGAAAAAAAAAAAACGAAAAAACGGAAUCUGACUUUGUACUUUUGUACGAUUGCUUUCUUAGGCGACGUUCUCCCGUUCGUUUAAUCGCGCGCACGUUCGCGCAGCGACGAAGCGGUGUCGCGCCCUAAGCGGGGGGGAAGAUUCACGUCGGAGGCUCAACAGAAAUAAAUGAAAUAUAUAUAUAUUUUUUAAUAUUCUCGUCUUACUCACCGAAACAAUAUAUAUAUUAUACAUAAGGGACAAAAUAAACGGGCAACAUUCCGCACAAAGCUUUAGAGAACCGUUUCCACGCGUCAGGCUCAGCCCCCCGACCAAGGGUGCGCCACCUCGCUGUAGCGUUCGCGCGAGCGAACGGAGGCCAGGCGGCGAGCGUCGCGACGGCACCGUGUUCCAGGUCACGGACGGGCAGAAUUCCGAAGAAGCUUCGUGUAACGAACAAGAGUCACGCGAUUGCUUGUGCCAUUUACUCGUAAAAAAUCAAAUUCAAAUUGGAUACUAUAGAAUAAAAUAUUUCAAAAUGGAGAAAUUCGAUUCGAAGGAGUUAUACGAAUCGCGAAUAAAUCGCUGCGGAUUGCUUCUAUUCGUUAUCCCAAUUUAUCGAGAUGAAAUUUCGCCCGUAUCCGUGUCCAAGGGACGCCAGCUUCCCGAGGAGUCGUGUUCGCUGAUCGUCGAUCUUCGACCGAUCGACGGGAACGUGGAGUCGCGCGACGAGAUCACGGCGAAUUGGGGUUAACCGUUGGAAGCGUCAGAUGAGAACGAAGAACAGCGGGGGUCGCUCAUCGAACGAGUGGAGAACAAAAUAGAGUAGUAAUAUAGUAAUAAUGAUAACGAUAAUACCGAGAUGCGAGUGGUGAUCGAAAUGUGCGUGGACGGGAGGGGGAGGGAGGGGGGGGGGAGGCGUGUAGGCGUUCUACCGCUUAAGGAGACUAAUCUUACCUGAUGAGGACGAGGUCGGCGUACGCAAAACGAAAGAUAAGAGAAAUGAAACUAAAUUUUAAAUGUUCAGUGGCCAAAUAAAUUAACUGAUAACGCACGUAGAACGUAAACGAUACCGUACCUACUAAGUAAGCCUGACUGACGAGAGUGUCGUUGACGCGGCGUGGGCGCGAGACCGUGUGGCUGCGUGUGUAUAUGUGCGCGCGCGCGCGCGCGUUAAUUCAGUGUCUGCACGUGAAAGGGGGUGCGUCUAGGGGCGCGUGCAUGCGAGUGUUCUGUUUUUUUUUUCUCGCGAGAAUGUGUUCCAAGAGAGAGAAAGAGAGAAAAAGUUGAUUACACGUGGGAGAGAGAAAGUUCGAGGGCGGUGGUUCCAACGAACACAGACGAAUCCGCGGAAGAAGCGACAAGGUGAGAGCAGAACACUAAGUUUGUAUAUUGUGCAAUUUUUGUCAGUGUUUCAUUAUUUGUUACCAUGUUCACGGAUAAUUAUAAAUAAAGUAAAUAUAUAUACGCAGCAUUUACAAGAUUUAGGAUAAACGAGGAUUACGAAAGAGCGAGAGAGCGCGAGAGUGUAUGCGAGUGAAAGCCAGAUGUCUUUUUGAUAGCCAUAUAUUGCGAGUAUCGUGCGGCGUUUCCGCGAGAACGUCCCGACCAGCGCUGGAUUAAGAUUUUGUGGAACCAUGAGGGCUGCUGACACUGCGGGGAACCCAGUAGUGUUGGGGUACAUGUAGUUGUGAUUAAUGAGUUUUGAAAUUCACAAUUAUUUAUUUAGAAUUGCAGGUUACGAAUGGAAUGUAUCAUAUGGUUGCAUAAAUAGUCACAAAAUAUUCAGAAAGUAUUAUAGUCACCACUCUAUUUUGGGUCUCGGUCAAAUUUUGCUAAUGUAGGAAAGAGAUCAAGGUAAAAACUGAUUUUUUUUAUGCAAGAUCAACAGCAAUUAAAAUUUCUUGAAAUACAAUCACCUCAACCACUGUUUCUUCAGUUCGCGCGACCUAUCGACUCGAGUGGUCCGUUUCAGUUUGACCAGUUCCAGGAACAAGUUCUCAAUCUCUGUUCAUAAUACCCGAAAGUUCCAUUUUGUCUUCAAGAAAGAAAACAAUACUCAUAAAUGUAACAAUUCAAAUGUAACAUAAAGCUUCAAUUCAAAGCUACCUUCAACAUUACAGCAUGGAAACAAUUCCAUUAAUUUUUGAGAGUCUCUGGACUAUAGCCCCUGAAAUCCUCAAUGCCUUAAUCCGGUCCUGGCUCCGACCACUCUUUUUUCUCUAUAUUUCUUUCUGUUUCUUCGCUUCUGGUGGACGAGGUGAAACGCAAACACGAAAACGACGUUUGUCGUCAGAGACAUACAAAAUUUCUAUCUAGAUAAAAUGUCGAAUAACGAAUAAAAGAUAAUUUCUUAUUCGUUACUCGUAGAAUAACAAUUAGAGUUUCUAUUAUGAAAUGAAAUAUAUUUAAAUGAAAAUUUUGCUGUCUGAUCGAGUAAACAUCACGAAUAAAUUGAUGUAUAUUGGUUUUAUUCGUCAUCCGUUAUUCGAAUGAAAUUUUGCUCGUCUUUGGUCGUCGCUGGAUCGCGGCGAAAGGUCGAGUUGACGAGCGAUUCGGGUUUGGGCGACGAGCGUUUCGUGCAUUUUCAUCUUGGCAACCAAAACCCUGUAGAUAUAUUAUAUACAUACACAUAUAUAAAAUAUAUAGAGUGAUUCAAUAACUAUUGUGGUCUGAAGUAACUUGGUGUUUAUUGACUUUUAGAAAAUCUUGUUCGUAUAAUAUAUGUUGUAUUUGAUGAGAGGCACAUGAAACGAAAGCUGCAAAUUUUUUCUGGAGUAGUCAGAUUCUAUUAGUUCAGAGCACAGUAACUUGUCUUUAACGAUUGCCAAUAAAUGUUAACCACUACUAGUGUAGUAUAGUUUGCAAUCCUUUCGAAUACAAAAAUUCAUGCAAAUAAUGCAUGCUUGCAUUAAUAUGCAAAAUACUAAAAAAAAAUAUAUGCAGGAUCAUACGAUGAGCCCCGUCGAACACGACAUAUUUUAUAACAAAACAAUUUUUCCCUUGAUCGAUAAAUAUCAAACCUACUUCAGAUGGCGAUAAUUAUCGACUCGCCCCGUAUGUUUGACGAACGUUCGAACGAAAGUGAAUGCGAGUGCAUUGUUGCAAACUCCGAGAGACGCGAAAUAAAAAAAAAAAAAAAAGCAGACGAAACAGGAGCGACAGAUGCACGUGUAAUUAAGCAGCGGGUAAUAGAGCGAGAGAGCGGACACCUUAAGAACUAAUAAAUGGUAGUUAGAAGUUUAGAUAGAUAGAUGGAUAGCUAGACCGUUAGAUAGACACCUUAGAUAGGCAGACAAAAUAGAUCAACGGAGAGGGGAAAGGAGAACGAAAAGGGGUUUUGGGGAGGGGUGGGUUGGGGCGGGGGGCAUCGGGUGGUGUUGAAAAAAAGAGUUAUUAUAUAUAAAAAAAAAAAGUCUAUAAAUAUAGAUAGGUGGAUAUACAUAGAUAGAGGUGUAAGUACCUAAGAAAAACUCUAAGGAACCUUUUAGAAAGAAGCUGUAUCGUUGUACGAUAAGUGGACAUAAGUGUUUUAUGAUACUCCCGUACAAUAAGGUCGAGGUGAACGGUGAGGAGCAAAGAUACUACGAAUAUUCCGGAACGUAAGGGAAACGAUUAAGUUGGGGGAGAAGAACAAAAAAUGUUUAAAAACGUAUACAUAUAGAGGAGAAAACGAAACUAUGGGGGGAGGGGGGGGGGGUGGUAAAGAACGAACGACAGACGCGUUCGUAGCCCGACGGAUAACACGGAACGCGCGGCACGAUUGUAAUUGUAUUACUGUGGUCUAAGCUAUUUUCAGUCACGUUGUAUAGUAACUGUAAAUUACAGGACUUUAAGUGGUUAGCGAGAAAGAUAGCGUGUGCGUGUAAGGAAGAGCGAGAGCGAAUGAGCGAAUGAGUGAGCGAGAGGAUGGACCAGGAGGAAAAGAGAAACGACAGGAAGGAAGAAACGAAACGCGAUCAGCAUAACUUCGCAAAAUGAAGGACGAUGAGGGAGUAUUGUACGAAAUGGUAGGGAAUGGGGGGUGGGGGUGGAAAUAGUGGAUUGCUGUCGUCGUCGAAUUUUGCGAAAUUGUACAGAAUUCUGACGGGGAAACGAUCUAGUUACGCAGAGGUCGUGAGGAGGGAUGAAGAGAGGAAUUGAGCUUCUGGAGAGUAUACCUUACGGCGUUUCAGUAGCCGGUUAGAUUUCACAAACGGAAGUGGAUAUUCGUUGCUGAUGUAUUGUCAGGGGCGUGAGAGCCGAGGGUGUUAAGCUAAUUAACAAUUAGAGCGGUGCAAGGUGAUCGUCGUUGGCCAUUGGAGGCUUUCGAGUACUGUACCAUACUUUCUUAAUCUCUUCGUGCCAUCAUAUCGUUUUUUCAAUGCACAUAAUUUAUGUUAUAGUAGCAACUGUGAGCUUUUACUUUAUCGAAUUAAUUAUUAUUUACUUCUGUCUCAUUCACGAAAUAAUUGUACAACCUCGAAAGUUAGCGGAUCAAUACAAUUAUUAUAUCUUACUUCAUCUUUAUUUUCUCAAUUUUAUAACUUGCGCCAUAAAAUAGACUAAUGUGCAUCGAAAGAAAAAAAUAAUAUUCAUUGUAUCUAGGUGCGAGCACGAAAGGGGUUGAAAAGUACUCGAAGAACAUGUGUUUAUCAUAAAAUUAUUUCCACAAAAAUUGUUCUUCUUUUACACAUUUGAAACGAUUCCAAUCGCUUACAUCGAGGGAGAAUUUAUUUUUCCCUGGUUGGUUAAAACAGAUUUCCAUUGUCCGCGAGCCUUGCAUCGCACCAGAAUAGGGGUAGGAAAUUUGAUGCACUAUGAACUGUUAUUUUUCGGAAAUAUCAUCGUUAGAAAAGAUUUAACUAACUAACGAAAGGGAAACUGAUCGGAGCACCACCGUACAGGGGAUGGGCAAAAUUGUAUUCGAAUAAUAGAUGACGAAUGAUCUAAACGCACAUCGAUUUGUUCGAUUGAACACCCACAAUUGUAUUUAUAUAAUAUUCUAACUGAAAUUCUAAUUUUUAUUCAGCGAGUAGCACUUUUAUUUGUUACCCGAACUUUGUGUCUAGUUGAGGUACAAUAAUUUUGUCCAUCUCCGCUACCGUAGGCUCUGUCAGGUUCUGUGUGAUAAAGUUUGAGUGAGAAUACAAGCGAAAGAUAGUAGAAUUGAAAACGAGAAGAGGAGACGGAAGCACACGGAAGAACGAAAUGAGGAACGUGUGAGGGGCGCUGUAGGUGAACGCACGGUGACGAAAAAGUGGAGAGAGAGUGUGACAUUUUAGAGGAAGAGAGAGAGAAAGAGAGAGAGAGGGAGAGAGAAACAAAGUAAACAAAGUCGAGAGACACCUAUAUUUUUAAAAAGUGACCUUUGGCAUUUAAAGACUUAUAAAAAUCGUGCAACGAGUUAAGUAAAACAAAGAACAAACAAAACCACGAGGGCGCAGUGUAUUAAGAGGCGUCCGUCCUUCUCCGUGUCUCUAUUUCAUCUCACACGAUGCACACAUCAACAGAAACACACACACACACAUGCCACGCAUAUAAGGGAAACACUUGGAAGAAUAAAAUGAAGCCAAAAGAAUCACAAGCCGUGGGGUAAAUUCGUUUAUUCUCACUGUACAUUGUGUUAUUUUCACUGUACAACACACCGACGCGAAUCUUUCGACAACACAUACGUAUGCAUACGUAUACAGCAGAAAGCGUGGCCACACGCUCGAGAAAAAUAAAUUCAAACGAGGAUCGCCAUUCGUACGCAGCUGUAUACGGUUGUGCUUGGUUAAAUGAGAAAAUUUCGGAUAUAUGAAAAAAAGAUUAUCUACCCCACUGUUUCUGUUUCCUCGACUCGAGCAACCCGCAGCGUUGCUAGCAAGACAUGGUCGAACUACAAAGCGGUGCUACACGCGUGUGGAUGCGACAGUCACUGAUGCAAACGAAAAACUUUUCUAUUUCUUAUUGUUGUUUUGUGAAAGCGGCACCAACGAGUUGGUAGAGGCUUUUCAUUGAAAAUGAAACUGGACAAUUUUUUUAACAGGGACCUUCAAUGUGAAUGUAUCGUAAAAGCAAUGUAGGCACAUUAUUGUAUUAUUAUAAUUACUAAAAGCUUCGUAAGAAUAUUAAAUAGUUAAAAUUGUUUGAUAUUGGCAUCGCUCUGAUCAUCAUUUUAGAUACGACAGAAUAUCGCGAGUAAAUAACGUAGCAAUGGCAAUCUAUUUACUUUUGCAUUAGUGACUGCCACGGCAGACCGCGCGAGGCACCGUUUUGAAGUUCGGUACCCGAGCACAGAAUAAUAUGAGUCGAUUGCAGUACUGCUCUGACUCUCAACGUCGGAUGGUCGAUUCCUGGAAUCAAUUCGCGACCAAACCCGACUAAUUGAGAAUUUCCAGUGCCGAUGUUUCUCAUUUAAUCGGGCGCCGCUGCUCCCGUAUUUAUGCGCGUCUGGGACGACGAGGACGCAGGGUGAAAACGGGGAGAAGAGGGACAACGGUGAAAGGAAUCCGACGAUUGGAGGAAAGACGAAAUGAAUUCGAUCGCGACCAACGGGGGAGAAGGAUUUGGGAGGGUAAAUUGGAGUUGGGGAGAGAGGCAAACAAUGCAUUCCGUUAGAAACUCGCUUUUCACGAGGUGCACGAGAACCGAGACGACGAUUCGACGUCAACGAAUCGCCAUGUCGUCGGUCUACCUCGAGGCCUAACAAAAAUGGAACCGAACGAUUUCGGCACGUGACUCGAUCUUCGAGGCGGUCGCAGCGAGACCACCGACACCCGCCCCUGCAGACUGUUUAAUUUCCAAUGGGUCCGUGGGGUGGUUCGAAUGAGGCUGGCCGUCCGAAAUCGAUCUAGAAAAUGGAAAACCAGCCAACAGUCACCGCAUAGUCACUAUUGUCAUCCAACACAAUUCAUUGGUAGGGUAUAUAGUAUUUUUAGGGAUUUUAUACAGGCAUGCGACAGCGCUCUAUGUUUUAGCCACGAUUAACUAUCGAUUAUUGACGUUUCUUCUCGUACGUAAAACGAACGGUGUGUUUUAGGUAUAGUAUAAUUACAUUACGCGAAUGGAGUGCGGCUGGGAACUUACGAGCAGAGACUGGGCGAAAUUUCGAGUAACGUAUUAAAGCUGAAACAUUGUUCGAUUCGUUAUUUGUUCGAUAGAAAUGAUCAAGUCGAAUUAUAUUUCAUGUUGCACGAGUGUAAACUUCUAGACGAUUAUUCGGUCGAAUGAACGUUUUUAUUUGUCUACCGUUCGAAUAAAAUUUUGCCCAGCUCUGAGCGCGAACGAGUGGUCGGUUUCGUGUGAUUCGUGGGAAAAGAUGAGACUGUUGAGAGUAGGAAAAGAGAUCGGGUUGCUGUGCGAAUGGAAGCGAGAGUGUGAUAAUUUUUCUGGAAUUCUGUACCUCGUUGUGUAUACAUCUCUAUUUGUAUAAUUGUGAAUAUUAACGUAUUAUGAUAAUGUGAUUUAUUACGUGUGAUCCUGCGCGCUAAAAGACGCGGAGAAACUUUAAGCGAGUAUUUUGUAUUACGACAAUGCGGAACGAUGAAAACAAACACUGGUGCGCGUGCUUGAAAGCCGGAGAGAACGAGAUUGAGCGUGAGGAGAGUCUUGUAAUCGCAGCUUUUUUUGCCGCCAUGGAAUAUUAUUAUAAUAAACGAAGAAUGCGCUUGCGCAGCCGUCGCUCCUUUCUCUCGACGUAAUUUCUUCUUCUACUACUUCUUCUUCUUAUACUUAUUAACAGCGCGUCUGUCAUAUCCUCGAUUUUUCACCGAGGUGAACGAUAAAACGUUUGACGUAAUUAACAAACUCGCUGCCACGUGUUACAUAUGCGUGCUGACGAUUUUAAAUUUCAUGUAAGUGUAAGCAAAUGAAGCGCGCAUUGGUGGAACAGUGUCAAAAUGUGCGACGUGUUCUGAAUAUUGAGUUGACCUGGUUAACCCUCUACUGUGUGUGAAUUUUAUUUUACCUUUCGAAACAGGACUCAUUCUUUGCUUAUACGUAUAUUCGUAGAUCACAUAAUAUCCUAGUUAAUUUUUGAAAUAUGUCUAUAAAAGAAUUAUUAUGAGUAAAUCUUUCAAAAUUUUCUUAAUGAACUUUAAAACGGUUACUUUCUUAAUUAGACACAUUUCAUAAUAGAGGGUUGCUACGUUAUAUUUGAAAGCCAUACAUGAAAUUUAUACUCUUCCUAGGGUGGUCCAACACCCUUAUCCAGAGCCCUGAACGAUUGGUUACUAUGAUCAUGAACCAUCGCGAUAUUCCCUAAUUUAUUGUUCAGGGUCUAUGGAUGUCUUUUCGAAAAAAGGGGCUCGAAAUUCGUCGUUCUCGGCCACGAAGGACAACCUUCGAGGCUAUCGAUCACUUCGUCAAGAAAACAUCACUCGACACCGCUCUUCUUGGGGCUGUCCAGCGAAAGUUGACGCAGGAUUUGUGUCGAGCCAUCCCCAACCUCCUCCGCGAGAAUGUCCGCCCUUGUAUCCCGUAGGUCGAUGUAAAAGAUCGUGGCAUUUUAUUUCUAACAGAAUUUUCUUUUGACAAAAAUAGUUUGCCCAUGUGGUAUUGUUUGAUAACUUGUUCAUUAUAUUUUAUUUAGUUCUUCGUGCUUUAUAUAAAAGGCCAACCAUUUACACUUAUAAUUAAAAGUCGAAGUGUUUAAACAAAACACACAUCAACUAUGCUUACUUCGCUGAAUAUAUGACUAAGAUUCCUCGUCAUUCAAUUCGAACCUCCAGAAAACCACAAAAUACAUAAUACACCUAUCAAAUGAUACAAAACCCAGUAAAUUAUUCUUUUUAGAACAAAAUUCUGUUGUUAAAAGUAAAAUGGCAGUCAUGCAUCAGCCCACGAUGUAAGCCUGCGAGUAUCAAGAUAGCCCGUCGCUAGAGUGGGCUCUAAAAUAAAAAUUUAGGCGAGGUUCGAUCGAGCAACACGACCAGAAGCUAUUCAUCAUCGAGACAGUAUUGUAUACGAUUACUAGAGAACCUGUACCUCGACGACUAUCGUAAGAGAGCACGGAAAAGUGCGGCAAGACGGAAACAGAAAAAUAGAAACGACAUCCUUCCAGUAAUAUCGGGACUAAUUUACACAAUUGCGACUAUCGAAGGUCGGAGACACUUUACGCUGAUUUCAAAUUCUCCGAAGACUCGACAUUUUGUACAACGGAGUAGCGAGCUCGUGCAACGAGUCUAGUAGGUGAUCACAUGUGAUAUUUGUAUCGGCUAUUAUUAUAAAUAUAAAUAUAAAUAUAAAUAUAAAUAUAAAUAUAUAUAUAUAUAAAUAUAAAUAUUAAUGUAAAUGUUAAUGUAUAUUAGAGUACUCCGUUAGGAUUACUGAUAGUAGUUAGGUGGAAGGAAAGCCCAUGGAAGAGACGAGCAGGUCGUGAAAAAGUGAAAGAAAUAUGUCUCCCACCGAAGAAAGGUGCGUUCUCGCUCUGGAAUCAACGCCUAAUUACACUUUACGCGUACGCAGGCCUACUCGUACGAUCAUCUCGAAGAAACACGCGAGAUUCGAACCGACAAAAGACGAAUAGGGCGACGGCACGAACACGCGGAGGAAUAACGAGCGGAUGCCUCGAAAUCCUUCGACACGAGAUCCUAUAAUUUUCUGCUACAAGGGAGCACCAGAGAGCAAUGAGCCGCUUCUGCUCUUCCAAAUGCCCUGGAAGAAAGAUCGAACACCUCCAGAUUUAUUUCAGAGAGGUACCUGGGGAACACCUGUCGAGGGUACCCUUGGUAUCGACAGGUCGCUAUUUCGCGUUCCCACGCUGUCCUUUGACAAACGCCAUUUUAUUGCACGGAGAUGUCCUUAAACUUUUGACGAUUGGUCCUGAACGUUCAGAUUGGGUAGCGAGCUUAAUCUUCUGCACUUCGAGAAUUAUUUUUCAUGGGUUUCGUGAGGAAUUAAUUUUUUUUUUUGGCAUCGUUAAUCGGUGAAUCACCUGUUUACUGAAAAUGUUUAUUAAGAGAUUCCUGAAACUAGAUUGAUGAUUGGUAGCUUAAAAUAGUAUUCGUACGAGAAGUCACAAUCUCCGAGCUAGUUGCUGAUUUAGUAUUUUCACAUUCUUCCAAGGUAGACAGUCUCCGCGAUGUCCAAGCAAAAUUCCAAACGUGGCACCUUCUGUAAACCAUUCGAAUCAAUAUUGAAGGAUAACGUCGAGCAUCCAAUGAUACUAACAUCCUCGUCCUAUCCAAUCCUACGAGCCUGUCAUUGGGCACUAGCCAACGGGACGAAUCAGCCAAUCAGCGUCUCGUCUUUCUUUUCUUCUUCUUCUAUUUCUCGGAUUCUUCGCUUCGUUUCCGACUUCGCGUCGAGAUUGGACAGCAGAGACGGGCAAGUUUUAUUCGAACGAUAGAGGAUCAUUGAGAAUACGCUACUUUGAUUUUUUUAAUUGGACAACUCCUUUGAAAAAGUAAAAGUUUUUUUAGAUACCACAAGGUCAAGGAAACGUAACUAGUGUGACAAGAACAGAAGUCGAUUUAUUGGAAUUGAGAAAAGGCAUCAGCUUGUUAAAAUUUGAUUCGAAUAAAUUGAUUUUUAGAGAUCAAAGAAGUGUUCCUUUUCUCUUGAAAUGCUUACUUGAAGAUUUUGCCCGUCUCUGGUGAACAAUGACGUCGCGGGGGAGGGAACGAAUCGGAGCCAGAGGAACUCGCGUAUGAGAGAAAGCUCGCGACUGCGUGCACGCGCACGAACAACAAAGAUGUACAAAGAAGCUGAAAGACCCGCGACGUGUGAUGUGCUGGAUGCAUGUGUGAAUAAGAAACGUGAAGAAGCAUCGAAAAAAAAAACACGAUAAAACGCGAAAGAUAUCGUUCUUGCAAGCAAAUAUUUAGUAUUCGUCGACAUCAUAAGAAAACUUUAGUCAGAAAUAUUUUUGACAUGGCCAUCUUCUCAUCUAACAAUUAUUUUAUCCUCUGCAAUGUAUGGUGAAACGAAUAUAGUAAGCGGAUUCACGAUUAAUGUACAAAAUACACAAUAUUUUUUCACAGCCACGUUUCUUCUAAGAUUUGAUUAUCACAUCAACGAAUAUUAAAUAUUUGCUUGCGGAACGUGCAACUGUCGUUUCUUUGCAAACAUUGGCAAGCAUAAGAUACUGUUGCUUCGAAAACGAGAGAGAUUCUACAAAGAGAAACAAGAAAACGACGAGUAGAAGGGUGCAACGCGUUUUGUUUAGGAUGGGUUCACGCAGAAUUUUUACAGAAAUUAUUUACUCCGCGCGGAGAGACUUGAUUACAACCUUUAUAUAUAUAUAUAUAUUAUUAAUAUCGCUACUCUAUGAUUAAAUAUUGUAAGUACCAUUUUACCGCAUUGUUCUUUAAUUUUAACGUUACUUUACCGUAUCUGUUCGUUGUACAAAGGAAAAAGCCAAGAUUAAACUAAAGGAUCUUAGCUCGCGAACGAAGAGGAAUCCGAGCUGAUUAUUUGUAAGGACGCUAAUUAAUAUUUGAAUUAAUCGAUCGAUGAUGCGUUAAGCAACCGUAUGUGGAUGCUGUAGGAGGAUAGCUCGACGUUAACGUGAGAGAGAGCGAGUGAGAGAGAACGUUCUUCCUGCGUACCUUUGCGAUUAAAAACAUUCUUAAUUCGAUAUGUGUGCACUAAAUCGCUGAUCGAUCGAUGGGAAACGCGCCGAUUGCUGGGUGACGACGUCGCGACGCCGUUUCCCUUGGGGUCAAGGAAUAUUUGAAAAGGCCUACACGGAACGAAACCUUAAUUCUCGUUAAAGUUAAAAUUAUACAUAGCUUGUGGGGAUAAAUGAAAUCAAUGUAUUUGAAGUCGAUGCAAGCAACUUCUCAAUAUUUGUUAGAGACGUUUUCAACCCAUAACUUUCGAAUUGGAAAAAUAACCUAUUCGAACUUAAUGGUAAUACAUUCAAUUUUGAUUUUAAUUCUUAAGAAAGAAUUAUUACUUAACAUAAUUGUGGUAAAAUUUAAAUUAGGAAUCGAAAACGUUUUGAAUAAAUAAUUACAUUAGAUAUCUCAAAUUUUUAAAUGUAUUGAAUCGACUUAAAACUCAAUGAAAUUUCUUUACUUUGAUUGUUUCGGUGAACGUCCACGGUCAGUCAUGUGAUCUUUGACGAUCCGUUCCGUUUCGAUCGAUCGAUCGUUGCCGGAUCGAGAGGGACGUUACGCGUCGCUCCCCACCGCGAUUCCCAUCGAUCCUAAUUGUUGUCUGCCUAGAGAUUUUUUGCGUUCACGAACGGCGCACGCUUUUUAUUCGGCUAACGGAGCGACCGGGCCGGCCGCGCUUUGUAAAUAAUUCAUUAAUAAACGAAUUUCUCAUCGUGCUUGAGUGAGCUUGCUUUCAACUAGAGCCCCCCAUUUUACGUGUACGCUUACGUGUGCACCGUGUCAGACCGUCAGUCUUUAUUUUACGUGAAAUACGAGGCAUAAUCAUCUGCUUGUGUUCCUUCUGAUGAUUUUCACGGCUGCGCGUGUAUUUUGAUACACAGGGUACGCGUUUAGGCCCUAUUUUCCACGGAGAAGUCUUUCGAGGAUUCCCUGCCGCGACAUCUUGGAAGGAGCAGAGAAUCGAACCGAUAGAUGGAACGAAAUUAAUUGGCCGCUCAAGGUCACUUUCAAGGAAUAGAGGUUAUGACAGGAUGACAGAUGGAGACAAUGCAUUUGAAUAAUUUUUAAAAACUUGUUUCUCAUUAUGAAAUAAAUAUUAGAUCCUCUGUUGGUCAUUAUUAGAAAAUUAUUGUACAAUGUUUCUUUUAAUAUCUAUUACAUCGAAUUUUUAGCUCGCAGUGGCCUCGAGCAGUCAUUUCAUUCUGUUCAUUACUGGUAGCUGUCGUUACGCGAAGAAAAAGUCGACGACUGACAAGGAACAUCAAUUAGUUGCAUCAAGUCAACUUUUAUGAAACCAUAAAGGUUUAAUUAUGGGUGAUCCUUACAAGAGUUUCCACGAUCGAGACUAGUGUAGUUCAAUUUGUUGAUAGUCAAAUCUGUUUCUAUCGUUUAGUAGGAUCCUAAAUUAGGUAAGAAUUAGCGCCUGAGCCGGCCCAACAGCUCUUAUCAGCGAGCGUUUCCUUCGUGAUGGAUGUUAGGGAUGGGAUGGAGUUCAAGUACAUCAAUGUUUGAAAGUAUCAAUAUUAAUAUAUAGAUCCUGUCUCACUUUGAGGUUCGCUGUGAGUUAGCAAUUCAAAGAAGUGGCGUGGAGAGUCCCGCGACAUUUACUGCUUUUCUUUCUGAACAUUUUCACAGAGGAUUCGAAUCUAUUCUGUCAGAAUUGGAUGCUAUAAUACUCGAUCCCAUCGCUAACAACCGCCUCGUGUUCGUUCAUACGCAGAAUUUUUCGUCGCGAUACAGUGGUUGGUCAUGGACGCUGAGCAUUUCAGCUCCCUGGCUACAAUUUCCGGGAAUAGUCGCAAAGGAGCAAGGGAAAUUGGGUACUUUCGGGACAGUCUGGCAUUGCCUCUCAUAAGAAUGUUACUAUCGUCGCUUCGCGUAGAUCCCGCGAACCGUGGAAUGAUCGGCUUACUCUGCAUCGUGACUACCCUAUUAUGAUGGUAAUAUUUGUUACGAGAGUGUGUUAAGUGUCAGCGUUAUCGCGAAGCGUGCGUCUCAUUCGAUUAUAAUCAAAAUUCGUCCGAGGGAUCACUCUCGACGUGUGAGCGAUGAAAAGUUUAGGUGUAGUGUGACGGCACAGAAAAUGUUGCUUUAAGUUUCUCUGUAAUAUAUUGUAGAACAUAUGUGUAAUAUAUAUUUUAAUUUUUAUUUUAACUUUAAGAUUAAAUUAAAUUGAAAUUAAUGUAUAAUAUCAUUACUAUCAUUAUUGCAUUGGGGUUUGCAUUGAGUAUUCGAAGACGUCGCCAGCUUUCGAUUGGAGAACCCACGGCCGUGGAACCAUCAACAUCCUGUGUGCAGAGACGGGCAAAAUUUUAUUCUAAUGAUAAACAGGGUCGCAACUUUUGACAACACACGGAAAGAAAA
Hylaeus anthracinus is the source of this 19565-nucleotide messenger RNA. Its product is annotated as Krueppel-like factor 6. The transcript is spliced from 6 exons. The coding region runs from base 1327 to 2463 and encodes 378 amino acids. Gene Ontology annotation, biological process: regulation of transcription by RNA polymerase II. The record is from RefSeq and is a predicted model, not a curated record. NCBI's taxonomy places the organism in Eukaryota, Metazoa, Arthropoda, Insecta, Hymenoptera, Colletidae. Gene Ontology annotation, molecular function: RNA polymerase II cis-regulatory region sequence-specific DNA binding; DNA-binding transcription factor activity, RNA polymerase II-specific.